Messenger RNA from Amphiprion ocellaris (clown anemonefish), 2188 nucleotides. It is a transcript of the gene rab10, whose product is annotated as RAB10, member RAS oncogene family. Bases 578 to 1183 code for a protein of 201 amino acids. The transcript has 6 exons. Gene Ontology annotation, cellular component: insulin-responsive compartment; Golgi apparatus; recycling endosome. Gene Ontology annotation, biological process: cellular response to insulin stimulus. NCBI's taxonomy places the organism in Eukaryota, Metazoa, Chordata, Actinopteri, Pomacentridae. The record is from RefSeq and is a predicted model, not a curated record. Gene Ontology annotation, molecular function: GTPase activity; GTP binding.
CGUGGUGGCUCCCAUUCGAAGGCGACGGCGGUCGUCUGUAUUUCGGUUCUAAUCUCUCCAGAAAAAAAGCGAAAUCGCUCCGGACAGACAGUGAAUUUGACACACUUUUUUGCUGAGAUUUUUUUCAAAUUCUUAUCGGUCGAGUUUGUGGCAGGGCACUGGAAUGACGGGGUGUGCCGAGAAUUUGAAUUAGCUCGCCGUUAGUUUGAAGAAAGAGUGAGUCGGGGUAGAGAGAGGAGCCAUUUUGUCCCGACUGUGUGGGAGAAAAGAAAGAGUGGAAAAAAGGAAUCACACGGGAGGAGAUCCUUAUUUUUGCUUUCUGUUCUCAUGUUGUAAGGGGGGAAACAGUCGGGUUUGGGAAAUAUAACUUCUCGGACAAGUCUACGGGCACGUUAUUUGGGUUGUAUUUAGCCAACUAGCUUGCCAAGCUAAUCAACAAAUCCCAGAUUGUUAACUGUAGCAAUCAAGAGGACCGGGGCAGUUGGUCAGGUUGGCCAAGGAGCUGGCUUUAGACUUCACAUAGGUGUGCUAGGUUAUCAGUUGUUUCUGAUCUCUGCGUGACUCGAGGUGGUUUUCAAUGGCGAAGAAGACGUACGACUUGCUGUUCAAGCUGCUUCUAAUCGGCGACUCGGGCGUGGGGAAGACCUGUGUGCUGUUCCGCUUCUCUGACGAUGCCUUCAACACAACCUUCAUCUCCACCAUAGGAAUAGACUUCAAGAUCAAAACUGUUGAAUUACAAGGAAAGAAGAUCAAACUACAGAUCUGGGACACAGCAGGCCAGGAACGGUUCCACACCAUCACCACCUCUUACUACAGAGGAGCUAUGGGCAUCAUGCUGGUCUACGACAUCACCAACGCCAAGAGCUUUGAAAACAUCAGCAAAUGGCUGCGCAACAUUGAUGAGCAUGCAAAUGAGGAUGUUGAAAGAAUGCUGCUAGGCAACAAGUGUGACAUGGAGGACAAAAGGGUCGUACCAAAAGCCAAGGGCGAGCAGAUUGCGAGGGAGCAUGGCAUUAGGUUUUUUGAGACGAGUGCUAAGGCCAACAUCAACAUCGAGAAGGCUUUCCUCACGUUAGCAGAAGACAUCCUCAGAAAGACGCCUGUAAAAGAGCCCAACAGUGAAAACGUCGACAUCAGCAGUGCAGGUGGAGUCACAGGCUGGAAGAGCAAGUGCUGCAGUUGAACAACUCCUCUGUUUCAAUUCACACUAAUGCACACAAACACACACACACACACAAAAACACACAUAUUCUCUCUCUAACUGCUAUCUCUAACUCUCUCGUCCUCUAACUUGUCUCAUGAGUUUUCUUGCACACUGACACUGUCUCUUUAUCAGAAUAAAACAAUAAACCACUUCACCUGUCUAAUCCCCCCCCACCCUCCAUAUUCCUCACUCUGCAUCUGAUGAUCAUUUUUAUUUCUGAUAAAAAGAGAAAUCCAGUCACGUUUCUUGUCAUUUGUUUUAAAGGUCGUUAAGAAAAAAGUGUGAAAAGACAAGCUCAUGUUUUUAAUAUUUCCUUUGCCUGAGCUCACCUGAUUGGGCACCCUCACCUUCCCCCUUAACCCCACCCACCCACAGCACUCACCUUCAGUCAGAGGAAAUCCAAGUAAAAAGAAAAUAAAACAAAAAAGACUAAUAUAGGAUUAACAUUUUGUACACUUAGUGAGGUUUCUGUUGUCUAACCGUAUUUGGUCAUUUACAAUUUGUUACCAAGUGACAGAGGCGUGGCUAGCUCCUUUUAUAUGUGGGGGUUUAUUUUGUCCUGUGCCUUAUAUGGAAGACAGGGGCGGGGCUGUGUGGUGGGCGGAGCCACAUCCACCCAUUGAAAUUACAGUUUAAUAUUAUGUCGGUUCAGGCUGUCAUCAUGAAGAAGCCGAACUGAAGUUAAAGCGUUUGAAUUUCUCCUCCAGCCAAGAGAACGGCAUUAUACCGUAUGUCCUGUUUUAACGGUGUUUUAUUUGUAUCUGUAUGAUUUAUUUUACUUUUCCUUUUUUCUUUUUUUUUUUUUCCCUUUUUGGGUUGUUUUUUUUUUUUUUUUCCUGCAUGCAGAUUUCUUUGGGUUGGAAGCGUUUCUGUAACGUUGUGUAACGUUUGCCACUGGGUAACUGUGGGCGGGAGGUACAGAAGUUCUCUUUGGAAAUUCAAACAAUUUUGCAGAUCCAUUAAAAAUAAGCUUGUUUAAGUUAA